Molecule: messenger RNA, 3623 nt
Organism: Symbiodinium sp. CCMP2456
Lineage: Eukaryota; Dinophyceae; Suessiales; Symbiodiniaceae
Source: the annotation of a GenBank genome assembly
AUGCCGCGGCAACGGCCAAAGCCGCCACCGCCGCCCUCCCCCAGCGAGGAGGAGGAUUCCGAGGAGCAGCUCUAUGAAGAGGCCGAGGCGCUUCGGCUCAAGACACCUUCUCCAGAGCCGGAGGAGCCACCCAGAAAGAAGCGGCGCGAAAAGAACGCCCCAGUGCUACCAGGUAGAUCGAUCUCACCAGAUGUCACUCAGCGGAAGUCCAAGAAGGAGAAGAAGCGAAAGAAGGAGGUAAAAGAAGGAAAGGAAGGCCGCAAGCAAAGAUCGGACAGACCACGGCGACGAGAGAUGAGUCAGUCGCAGGCCAGCAUGCCUUGGCCGUAUGCAUGGCCAAUGCCAAUGCCGCACAUGCCCAUGCAUGCGAUGCCGGCGACGGCUGCACCGUCCAAGACCUCCGUGUUCAAACCAGGCGCAGCGAUGUCGCCGCAGAUCACUGCAGCUCCAACCAUCCCCACGUUGCACAGCGUGAUGACAGGUGAGGUCCAGCUCUUGACGCCAAAGGGCGCGCUGGUCGCGCUUAGUGACGACUCACCUCAGCGAUACGUGGAGGGCCUCUUGCGGCGGCGAAGCGACGAGCGUCCUGCCAUUCUCGGGGCCAAGUUGUACGUCAAGGUCGUGAGAAUCGAGGCCGGCAUGGUCAUCGUGGACUCACGUGGUGUGGACCAGGAUACUGGCAAGGAUCAAGAUCCGGAGCAUGAGCAAGCCGAAGUGGAGGAAUGGAUUGACGUCCCGGUGGAUCUUGUAGGCCGCAUCAUUGGAAAAAAGGGGGAGCGAAUCCGCCAAAUUUGCGAUGACACUGGAGCGGACCUGCGGUUCGAUGGGUCCGCGGAAGCUCAACACGGGCCAGGAGCCAACACCAAAAAGACCACAGGCGGUGCUGGAGACGACAUGCGAAAGUUUCUGGAAGCAGCGCAGGAGGAGGAUGACGAGGAUGUAGAAAUGCAGGAUGGACAGCAGGAGCCAAAGGGUGGUGGUGAUGAUCUACGUGCAUUCCUUGAAGAGGCGAAGGCUGGAUCGGCCACCGCCGCUAGCUGCGAGGAGGAAAAGCAGGAGGAGGAUGACGAGGCAGAGGACUUUGCUGAAGAUCUCGCCGCAUUUCUACAGGAGGUCAAGAAUGACAGCACCGGCUCAACCGAUCCGACUCCAAAGGGGCGCAGAAACUUUGUGCCGGCCGUGGAGUUCGUGGCAUACAGCCUCGAGAACUGGGAUGAGAUGCUGUACCGCAAGAUGGGAGAGGCUGGCGUCACUUUGGUGUACCCAGAAAACCUCACCAUCAUGGACAAGGAGGGGAAUGCCGUGGAGAUCGCCAAAGGCCUGCGCCAUCGCCACUUCCCUAUUCGUGUCCGCUACAUCCUCACAUCCGACACCUACGCACCCGAGAAGGCUUCGCGGAAGGACGACACGGGGCCUGAGGAGGCUGUGGCUGAAGAACCUGCUGAAGCCGCCGAGGAAGGCAAAAACAGCAAGGCUGCGGCAAAGCCUUCCGCACCCAGGCCUGAGGCCGUCUGCAUCACCGGUGCUGCCAACCUGACCAGGAUACACCUGGACGAGGUGCUCGAGGCAAAGAGCCUGCCGCAGAUGCAGUCGCUGGAGCAUAUCAGCAAGUCCAGCGUGGUUUGCGUGUUCAGUUCGGCGACCGAUGCCAAAGUGGUAUUGGACAGUCUGGAGAAAGGUUUCAGCGACGUCCGUCAAGGUGCCCAAGAGGGUCCCGGAAUUUAUCGCGCUCGUCAUGGCCAUCUGAAGUACAGGAUGGCCACAAGCGCCGAUGUGAAGGCCAAGACGAAUCGUUUCAAGGAGGCGCCGAAGAAGGUUUACCAGCGACUUCGGAUUAACGGCGACGCGAAGGAAGUCAGGCAAGCGAAGAAGAUUGUCCUGGAUUUCUUGGAUGAGUUUAGUGGGCCUGCACACGGGAUGCGCGGCAAGUUUAACGAGAGGUUCCUUCGAGGCAUCGAGGAUGUCGAGGAAUCCUUCGAGGUCCCGCAGGGGAAGAUCGGCCGACUCAUCGGCAAGGGCGGAGAGAACAUCAAGAAAAUGGAGGAGUCCAGCGGCGCUCGCUUGCGAGUCCUCCCAGCAGCAGAUGAAGGGGAACAGCGGCUCCUGGUCUCUGGUGCGCCGGACAAAGUGGAGAAGGCCAAGGAGCUGCUGAGUUCCUUCAUUCCCGCACUGAGCUCGUUCGAGCCUACGGCAUCAGGUGUGCCCGAGCGGAGACGCCUGAGGGAGGCUGAGGCAGAGGAGGCUCCCAGCGAGGGAGACGAACUGCGAGGUCGCCGACACAGGGCAGCGGAGGCUCUCGAAUCGGCGGGCCGGCGCGGAAACCGUGAUGAGGGCCGAAGCGAACGGCCCAAGAGCCGCGACAGCUCUACAUCCAGCGGCACGCGCGUGAAACGCCUCCGCGAGAAGAAGCGUGCCAUCAGCCUGCAGGAGUACCAGGCCAUGAUGAAGAAGCAGAAGCAGCUGGACGCUGCUGCAGCCCGCGCCGAGGAGGCCGCCCAAGCUGCGGCAGCCUUUGCCCGACGUGCGGCGGAGGAAGAGAAAGAGAAGCAGGAGGCAGCGGCCCUGGACAACUACGACUGGGAGGAGGAGACCGGUCCUUCUGCCGCCAUCGGUCGCUUUGCGCUAACAAGCUUUGGAGCGGGUAAAGUGUCCCGCACCGUCGUCAACCCUGCUGGCCGGCGCUUCGUCAACUUUCAGCUGUUGGCGGGUGGAGUCGUGCAGGUGCCGCAGGCUACAGCACGCCUGUGGCUCGCAGCCGUUGAAGGGGCCCUUGGCGCCAAGGUUUCUGCUCCACGGCCGUGGGACGAGCAGAUGGAUGGGAAAGGAAGGCCACCGCCGCCUGCAGGCGCUUCGUGGGUAAUCUCGGAGGCAGAAGCGCAAGGACGUCGUUUGGCGUUCCGCCUAGCCUCGCCAGCCGAACUCUUCCCUCGCUUCGUGGAUGCCUCACAACUGUCGCGCUGGCCACGGGCAGAGAGUGUCAUCUACUUGGUUGAGCUUUGCACCACGCCUCAGUCAGUUGGUCAUGUCGCUCCAUUCCGGCAUGACUAUCGGAAGUCGGACAAGAGCUUUGCGAAGGGUGAUACCUUGAUUGUUGAAGGCUGCCGCCCAGGACUGCAGGAUCUGGGUGUCGUGAAAAAGGUGCUGCACGGGGACAAAGGUGCCAAAGUAGCAGCACUGGUUGCGGCAAAGAAAGAUGGUCCAGAGUCUACUGGUACUCUUGGCUUGGCCUUCCAAAGGAGCGGGGCCACGGAGGCGAAGCGACGCGAGGGGCUGGCAUCUCUGGAGCGCAUGGUGCUGCCUUUGUUGGCGGCACGGCUACCGGCUGGUACGAGAGCCCUCGGCGUCGGUGCAUCGCUGGAUGGGACCUUCCUGCGGUUUUUCCUACAUCUCGCAGGUCAGUCCGAGCAGGAGCUGAGUACAGCUUCUUCUGGAGCUGCCGCAGCUGCCGCUGCAGUGGGUGCCAUGCUGGGUUGUCAGACCGAGGUGCUCGCCUCCUCCGGGCUGCCGGAGCCCACGGAGCCGGCUCCGACCGACAAGGAGCAGCCGGAGCAGAAGAAGAAAGCAAAGCCUGCAAAGGACAAGACCAAGACCGGCAGCGCUGCCAAGAAAAGGACCAAGGAGAA